AAGUGAACUUCUACAAACAAUAAAAUCCCUGCCAGGGGCGGUUGCGAAAAGCAAAGGUGGCAAUGUUACGCCACAUGGUUCAAAGAAAGUGAAACGUGCUCUUGAGUCUUCACCUUCAGGUUUGACUCCCAAGAGCAAAAGGACGCUAUUUAGAACACCAAGAAAACCAACCGUAUUCGCUACUAGUACUACCGGCGAAAAAUCACUGAAGGUAGAUGCAUCAACGAGUACAUGUACCAACACACUUCCGACUAGAAGAAAGUUUGAUGUCAAGGUAACAGUGAUGUAUAAUUCAACUGAAAGAUGUAAAAUCAUAACUGAUAGUGCAGAACAGACUGCAAUCAAAGCCAUGAUGAAUGGAAAAGGACCAGAAACAGUAUUGAAACAGCUGUCAAAAUGUAGUAAAUACAGGUCAGCAAUGGCAAAAUGUGUUAGCAAGGACAUAAUACAAGAAGUGUCAAAAUUGUCAAAGCGUUCAGAAAGUGACUUUAAAGUGAAUUCUGAAAACGAUCUAAUGAACUUUAAGUGGGAAGAUCAAGCCAAAAUGAUCAGAACAAAAGUUCCAACUCUAGCAGCUAUCAUCAGCUGUGUUAUUGGUGAAAAGCAAAAAAGCAUGGCUCGAUUUGUUGUUGCUGUUGGUGUGAUGUUGUAUGCCAGAUGUCAGCUGCUGAAUCUUCUUCAGUUCGUUCUUGGUCUAGUGCUAGACAGUUGUGGCUUGAACAAAGAGGGAUUAAAUAUUAUGCAUGACUUGGGCUUGGUUGUGUCAUACACAAGUGUACAUAAGAAAAGGAAGGACCUUGUGAAGAAACAGAAGGUAAAUAUCGACCAAGUAAUUACACGUUUUGUGGAACGGGGUCAACUUAAUGGGUCUGACAAUAGGCACAAAACCAUUGAAGUACUUGGGGACAAUUUAGAUAUCACCAUAGCACCCACACACAUGACAAAGGACAAUCAAAGAAAGAGUCUACAUUGGUUUUUAACCAUGGUGAAACAAAGAAGGGUGACAUAUGAAGACCUACACAUAGAAGGUCCAGUUCCAGAACAACCAUGUGUGACAAUGAUUCCAUCAUAUAAAUGGCUUCCGUCAGAGGAAAACAUGAAAAGUGUUCUUCAUAACUUCAAGUUCCAUGUUGCUUGUGUGUUAAUGAAGUAUGUUGAUGUAUUUAAACCUCUGAUUGAUUCAUAUCCUGAAUACAUUUCACAUCCAUUCUUAGAAUUCACAAAACAAAAGUCUGUUAUUCUGAAUACCAAUCUUAUAGAUGAGAGUGAAAAUUCAACUCAAGGGAUGAUAAAAAUUUUACAAGAUGUACAGGACAUGACUGUGCCUGUAGUAGAUGGAAAUAUAAUACAAAGGGUUGUAUUUGGGGGAGAUGUACUCACAAAUGAAAGGGCAUUUUCUGCCCAACAAGCCAUGCAGAACAACUCCACUGAUCGUGAUCGACUGUUUGGUAUGAUACAUCGGCCUGAAGGUCUCCACCGGCAGUUCAACUUCCUACUCGUAACUCUUCCGUUUUCGAGUUCAACAGUUCUUGUUUUACUGUUCUCAUUUUGACGCAUUGUAUUUAUCAGCUCUUCUACAAGGCAAGCAGCUCUAUGGACACAGGCUCCAUGUACCAGCUACGCAACCUGAUUAA
Molecule: messenger RNA, 1634 nt
Organism: Dreissena polymorpha
Lineage: Eukaryota; Metazoa; Mollusca; Bivalvia; Myida; Dreissenidae
Exons: 5
Coding region: 284-1552 (422 amino acids)
Source: RefSeq, a predicted model, not a curated record